CUUCGAGGCUCCCGCUAUUGCACCCCAGUAUCUUCUUGCCGGUAUUUGAUCAUGUCCACCCGAAGGAGCGCCAGACUCCACGCUUUGCAGGACCGGGGGCCUAUAAGCGCCCAGAAUGACUCCGUACCUGACAUGCCUAGCAAAACAGCCAAGCGGAAAGGAACAGUGAGCGAAUUGCACGAAAAGCCCUUCGCCAUCGGCAAUACGAAAAGACACAUCGCCAGUAAUGAUGGGAGGCCAGCUACAAAGAAAGUAAGGGCAGAAACUAGUGGCAAGACGACUAAAGAAUUGUCCGCGAAGUCUCCAACGAGUACAGCAACCGAUCUUCUUUGGUCCUGUCCACGAGAGAUUCUGAACUUGAUUUUGGACCAUAUCGAGGAUACUAGAAUGCUCGGAAGACUAAGCUGCACCAGCAAGAGCUACUUUGCCAUGGUUACGCCUCGGCUCUACGAGCGCAUCAAUGUCACUGUAUCAUAUCAUGCUCAUAUUCCCAAGCUCAUCCGAACUCUUGAGCCAUUCCUAUCUAUUAAUCAGAAAAAACAACUCAGGAAGGAGGGCCAGUAUCGAGGCCAACAAGAAAGCUUUUCAAACGUAAUUGAUCCCCAAAAGAAGCCUCGUUUUGGGGAGUACGUCCGUCAAGCCAACCUUUUUAUCGGCGACCCAGGAAAAAACCACAAGUUCAUUGUGAAUCGAUAUGUCGAGGAAGCUCUGAAAAAUAUGACCAAUCUCGAGGUCGUCGAAACUUCCAGUAUUACAGAAUCUAUUUCCAAGAGUCUAGCCAGCCAAAAGAAUCUCAGGGCAUUGAAUGUAUCUGCCGGUAACUUGGGAGAAAGCGAGGCCACAUCGCUGGCCAAAAUCAAAGAUCUCAGGCACUUGGCCAUCCAUCUGCUCGGUUUUGCUAGCCCCAACUUCCGAAAAGAUAACACUCCCUUAUCCUUGAUUCUCAACUCUCGAUCGACCCUCCGAAGUCUAGAGAUAGAGACUGGAUCAUUCAGUUCUGUGUUCUUGGAUGACUGGCCAAAAAGCAAGAGCCUUACGUCACUCAAAUCAUUCUCUCUUACUGGAGCCACUAUUGAUGAAGACUUUUUGAGCGCUCUGGCAAAUGCUGUAGACUUUGUUGCGCUAGAAGAAUUGAAAUUUGGCUAUCUUUCUCAUGACCUCAAAAUAUUGUUUGAACAUCUCAGCAACAUCUUUUCCAAGGCCCGAGAUGACCAGAAGGCCAACAUCAAGCUGCGCAGUUUGGAAAUUGAAAUGGGAAAAGAAACUUCUUUCGUGGUACCAGAGGAGCAAGAAGCGUAUGUCGACGCCAGAAUCGACUUUAUAUCGUCUUUCGACACUUUGACCUGUUUGGAGCUGCAUGACUACGGCCAAUACCGUCAGGAGAUCACAGUCAACCCCGGUCUGAAGAGCUCACUCGUCAGAGCUAUUCUCAAACAUGAAAAAUUGACCAAGUUGAAGAUAUCCUACAGGGGCGUGACCAGUGGCUACAAAAUAACGUGUUUGGAGCCUGACACGAUCUUGACUUUGGUCGAUAAUCUUCCAGAGUUGAAGGUGUUUGAGUUCAUUCCAGAGCCGACCAAACUCGCAGAAAUUGCUAGAAUAAUAUGCCGUGGCCGCAACCUGACAACCGUCACUCUUAUCACAGGGGGCUCCUGGUCGAGCCUCGCUGAAAAUCAGGAGAAGGGUUUGGAAUUUCUGCACUCAAUCUUUGAGCGAGUUCUGAAGGGCGAUGCGGAUAGCGACGCUGGAGUCUUUGAAUGGGAAGACCAUAGCAAGAUCACGCGCGUAGCCGUGGAUUGGAUGAUAUGGGAAGUUGGAUCGAAACUUGGUAAGGCAAAAAAAGGAAUGAAAAAGACAAAGAAGAUGAGCGUUACAGUUGGCAAGCAAAAGCGGGAGGUUGUGUAUCGUGAUAUCGCGGAUUUUGUACGCGUUCCUCUUCUCAAUGGGCUUGGGAGCAAAUGGUUAGACAAGGUUAAGAACGAUAUCAAAUAAUUUCGAUAGCGUAGUAGAAUACCAGGCAUGAAUGAAUUAGAAGCGCUUUGAAC
Fusarium oxysporum Fo47 is the source of this 2045-nucleotide messenger RNA. RefSeq lists its product as uncharacterized. Bases 52 to 1992 code for a protein of 646 amino acids. The transcript has 4 exons. NCBI's taxonomy places the organism in Eukaryota, Fungi, Ascomycota, Sordariomycetes, Hypocreales, Nectriaceae. The record is from RefSeq and is a predicted model, not a curated record.